AUGAAGCUGCUUAGGCCCGCUCAGCAGCCAUACAAUGCCGACCAACCUGACCGUGGUGGCAGGCUAGUACGCGAGAUCAAAGAGCCUUUUGAUCCGGCCGGUUUAGAAAGUCUCAAACUGAAUGCCACAACUUCAAUGGAAUCAGCCUCAUUUGCAUGUGCGACGGAAGACGUUCAGAGCGCCACGACCGGUGUGACUUCGGAUCCAGUGCUACGAGUUCGUGCCCGUCCAAACGAGGCAGGCGCGGAGGCUGGCCUCAUCUCAGCCUCCACCUUGGCGAUCAGUGAAUCUGGUGGUGUCAGCCACCGGAGCUCGAUUACAUCUUCACUUUCUUCCACAUCGAAGUCGCACUCGUUGACUUCUUCUUUUGUUUCGGCCACGGCAGUUUCAGGCCCUCGAUGGGCACUUCCGGCAGAAAGCAACGUUCUACAAUCUGAUUACCAUCUUGCAGAGGUUGUUAUAAAGUGCCUUAAUUAUAAUGUUCGUGCAUAG
Messenger RNA from Protopolystoma xenopodis, 492 nucleotides. The record is from the annotation of a GenBank genome assembly. NCBI's taxonomy places the organism in Eukaryota, Metazoa, Platyhelminthes, Monogenea, Polystomatidea, Polystomatidae.